This is a messenger RNA of Schistosoma guineensis, 796 nucleotides long. The record is from the annotation of a GenBank genome assembly. Lineage: Eukaryota; Metazoa; Platyhelminthes; Trematoda; Strigeidida; Schistosomatidae.
GUGGUUCCGUUUUUCUCAUCGAGUAGUCAAUCUUUGGAACGCCUUACCCGAACAAGUGGUAUCAGCCCCAUCAGUGAAUACUUUUAAGGAAAAGCUGGACCUUCACUGAAAAGCAAUGUGUCAGGAUUAAUACAGGUUCACCCACCUACUAUCCUUAUUACUGAAGACUGAAGACUGUUUGAUUGACUUCAAGUGUUGAGCGGUUGGUCGAAUGUGGUUAUUUGUGGGGAAUGUAUGUGGUGUUUCUUAGUUUGUGUGAUCGCUCAGAUAUCGGAUAUCAGUAACUCAGCUGCUGGCAGGUCACAGAAAAGUAACAAAGAUGCCUAGUGUGACUACAACAAGUACUGUCAGUUCAUCAGGAGUUCGUUUAAUGCGUAAAACUUCAUGUACUGGUACCAACGAUCAAGCUAAUAAUUCAUCGUUUCAACACAAUCCUGACAGAAAAUCACUAAGAGAUCAACCAAAUGUAGGGAAAUAUAAGUUAAUUCGUACACUUGGUCGUGGUAAUUUUGCAAAAGUCAAAUUAGCACAACAUGUUUCAACUGGACGUGAAGUUGCUGUGAAGGUGAUCGAUAAAACUCAGCUUAAUCAGGCCAGUUUGAAGAAGCUAUUCCGAGAAGUGAAUAUAAUGAAAAUGUUAAAUCAUCCAAACAUCGGUAGAAAUGAGAAAGGCAAUGUAGGAUCACUGUUCUACUGAUAUAAUGUCGUUUCUAACUGGUCUAACAAUUACAGUUAUUUUCUGUGUUUCUGUGUGAAAUUUUCAGUCUAAUUUAUAAUCUAUACUUUUUAUAUUGUG